CCAAUCUCAAAAAGUUCGUUUCACUGACAACAAAAGCGUCGAGACGAGAAGAAGCAAUAAUCGCUCGAAAACCCACAAAACACCCCACAAAACAUGCUCCCCUGACGAAGUAUCUCUGCACAAACUGCUCUAAAGGGCGAGGGAUAGUCAGUUAGCUCGCCAUGGCGAAUAUGAUCAACGGGCAAAUUAUUCUGGAGGAAGAAUACGAUGAAACAUAUGAACCAACCGAGCAAGAAAUCUAUGAGUAUGCACAGCUGAUUGGCAUAGACCCUCACAGGGAGUCUGAUCUCCUAUGGAUUGCACGCGAGGGGAUAGUGGCACCCCUACCACCAGACUGGAAACCAUGCCAAGAUGCCAGUGGAGACAUCUACUACUUCAACUUCACAACUGGCGACAGCGUCUGGGACCACCCUUGUGAUGAUUAUUAUCGGAAUAUGGUGCAAGAAGAGCGCAGCAAGCCCAGAAAAGCCAACUCUGGGAAUAAGAAAGAGAGCAAGAAGAAGGAGAAAAAAGAGAACAAGAAAUUAUCAAAGUCUCUUGAUCCUCCUUCUAAGCAAAAGGGUCUUGGUUCUGUUGGCGGACUUGCACCUCUGAAAGGCGAAGCCCCUCUAGGGUCACUUGCACCCCUGCGCAGCACAGCUCCAGCUCCUUUGGGGGGGCCAAUGGGCAGCUCUCUUGGUGGAACUUCAUUGGGGGGGCCUCUCAAAGGACCCCCACUUGGAGGCUCCCUUGGAGCUCCUCCCUUAGGAGGGCCCUUAUCUGGGAAUUCUUUAGGACCUAAAGGAACUCUUGACAGUCAAGGUGGAGGCUCAAGGUUUUCAAACAUAUCCUCGGCACAGGAUUCUUUAUAUAAGUCUGGUCUAAAGGAGAAGAGCAAGAAAGGUCAAGGUCAGAUUAGUGACCAAGAUGACAGCGGGGAGGGACUGGGAAUCACCCUGAACACAGGAUCUGGUGACCACAUAAAUCUCAAUCUAAUGGCCGAUCUGUCAUCGGAUGGCAGUGAGAGCCCAAUCCCUCGAAAAGGCACGUUUGACUUUGGUGGCAUGCAAGAUAUUGCUGCCUUGGAUUAUGAGGAAUCAGACAUUGAGGAGAGUUCUAACCUCCGCCAGCCUGUCACGCCGUCUCUGAGUGAUGUUGAUGACGGCGAGGAGGUGGACUUUGGCAUCAGUGGGACACUGUCUGACCGCUUGGAGGGAAUGAGUGUAGAAAACCUUCUCCCUGCCGAGGAGUCCAAGAAACUUCGCGAAAACGAAGCCCCUACUAAACAAGGCAAGAUUCAAUUGACAGGAAGUGCUAUGGAUGCAGGAACAAAUAAGAAAGUUGAAGAAGAGGAGCGACUGACUCGUGCAAGAAUACAAGCAGAGGCAGCUGAGAGGAGGGUCACAUUCCAGACUGAUGGCGAUAGCAAGGACAAGCAAAAGAGAGAGAAAGAAGAGCAAGACAAGCUAGCAAAAGAAGUAACCAAGACUCUGGAAGAGCUUCGAAAAACGAAGGAAAAAGAGCUGGAAGACGCCAAAGUCAAACUGGAACAGGAGAAGAAAGAUUCUGUCAAGAAGCUGAAGGAGAGACUUGAGAAGGAGCGGGAGAGCGAGGAGGAACGCUUGCAGAAGGAACAUGACGCCGUGAUGAGAACACUCGGAGACAAGGCCCGGGAGGACACGCUUGAAGAAGAAGCCAUGCUACAGGAAGGAAAGCAGGAUGCGCUACGCAAGCUCCGACAGACGAUACAAAGAGAGAGGGAAGAAGAGGAGGCGGCCUUGAGAAAGGAAAAAGAGGAGGCACUGGACGCCGUUCGAGAGGAGCUGGAAGAAGAACAGGAGGAAAAAGAAUCGCGACUCAGAGAUGAGAAGGAACAGAGCCUGCGAAAACUCCGCGAGAGUCUCGCGAGGGAACACGAGAAAGAGAAGAGAAAGAUUGAGGAGGAGUAUCACGCGGCCCUAGACGAGCAGAGAGAGAAACUGGACAAGGAGAAAGAUGCUGAAAUCGAGAAGCUUCAGCAGAAAAACCAGUAUGAACUACAGCAGAAGAAAACCGAACUGAUUGAAAAACACGAGAAGGCGAUGGAAGACGUGUUGACCGAGUUGGAUCAGGUGCAAAAUGCAGAACUGAGCGAGACGAAGAGGAAGAUGUCAAGCGUGCAAGCAAAGUACGACAUGACAAUGGACUCUCUUGAUGUGGAGAUGCAAGAGGAAUUUCUGCAAAAACGACAGGAGAUGGAAGCAAAAUACGCAGAGCAGUUUAAUGCAGCCAAGGAAGAGUUUGAGGCAAAGCUAUGUCGAGCGAAACAGGAGUGGAAGGAAGAGGAGACGAAGGAGAAGUUCAAACUGGAGGAGAAGCUCGAGAGAGAGCGGCGCCGUCUGCAGGAGGAGCACGAGGAGGUGAUGGCUGAGCUUGCCCAGGACUGCGCGGACAAGCGCAAGAUGCUUCAAGACGACAUCGCGAGCGUAGAAUCCCGACUCAGUAACGAGAGACAGCAAGUUGAGCAGCAACGCCAGCAGCUGGAGAAAGAACAGGAGGCUUUGAAAAAAGUGCAGGCAGAACUGGAAAAUCAGGAGAAGGACGUCGAGAAAAAAAGGAAGAAGCUUGAUGAAGAGAAAGCGAAUUUUGAGGCCGAGAGAGAACAAUUGAAUGAUAACCGAAGGGCUCUGAGUGAGAAUACCGCUGAAGAGGCAACAGCGGGCUCAAACCUGGAGGAGAUUCAGAGGAAAAUUAAUCGCAGUCGAGAAGAAAUGCAACAGAUAGAAAGACGAAAGAAAGAGCUCCAAGAAGAGGUGGACAAGCUGAGUGGAUUGCGUGACCGCUUGAGUCACGACAUCGCCGAUAUGAGGUCACGCUACGAUCAAAUGCAGCGAAGCUACCGUCAGCAGGAGCAAGAGUUCAACGCUUUACAGGAGAAACAGGAGCUUCUGAGGCGUAAACUUGACCAGAUGAAUGCAAAUGAAGACCUGGACGAUACGCUUGUGGAGGAUCACGGGAAGCAUUCUCGGAGCGCCCCUGUCAAGGAGCAGGAGCGAGUGCCUGACAGAGCUGGCGUGACAGGGAGGCGUCCAUCAAAAGACAUGGCGUUACAUUUAGAGGACCUGGAGCCGCCAGGUGUGACAGCGAACAAGGGUAGCGACUCGCGCGCAGGCUCCAACAAGCAGAGACGUACCCAGCUCUCCUCAAACACCGAGUCUGACAUGUCCGACUCCCCGGGUGAGGUGUCCCCUCGGGCAGAAUUUAUGAGGAACUCAGGGCGUGGCAAGACUUCCCAGAGGGGCAAAGCCCUGGUCAAGAGCCACGCCCCUAAACCUGCACCCAUAGAUGUAUCUUCAGAUGAGAGCACUGCAGACGAACUUCAACAAAACUUACUUCUACUGCAGAAGCAGGCCGAGAUACGUAACGCUGACUUGAAGAAGCGUUUAGCGGUGGAAGGUGACGCUAUUUCCAAAGCCAGGGCUUUUUUGAGACGACACAAGAAGUCAGUCCAGAAGCGACAGGCCGCGUUAGAGCAGGCGCGCAGAGAAUGGAAGCAUGACGUCACUUCAACUUACUCAAAGGGCAAGCCCGCCUCGUUCAAGAACGCGUCCAUCCUCGACAACGUCAAGUCUAAGCUGGAGGAGGAGGAAGCCGAGCUGACGAUAGUCAUGGAUAACAUGAACGUUGGGCAGGAGUUACUGCAGCAAAAGGAGGAACGACUUAAGAUCCUCGAGAACGCUCUUCUCGGAGGCAUGACCACCACGACGUCUGACUCAGAGAGCAUCCCCAUCCCGGAGGCUCUAUCCCGAAAAUCCCACCUCCAGUCGAGGGACAAAUACCGCCCUCACAGGACAGCCCCUACCUCCAGACGUCCCGCGGACGACGAUGACUCCAGCGGCUUCAGUAGCAGCGACUAUGGUGACGCCAUCAAUGACGUCAGAGUGGGCGCCCGCGGUCACAAGAGCGUUCGGUUUCCCGCGGGUGGCGAGUCUACUAAUAUAGACGAAGUGCAGCAUUCCUUGUUCUCGAUCAACACGGAUCUGGCGCGAAUUCUCUCCCUGCUACAGACACAGGCAUCCCAACGAGGUGGUAGUUCUUAUGGUUCAUCUGGGCCCAAGUCCUCCCGCUACGCCCAGGCCAUCUCUGAACCAACGCCAUUCUUGCAGAGCAUGAGGCCUGGGGCGAGCUACGCACCGGAGCAUGCGCAGACAAGCCGACCCGAUCUAGCCCCCGCUCCAGUCCCUGGCGGUUACCAGUCGCUGUUCAAGCCCCCACAAGAAGGCGCGGAAGCCCUGCUCGAAAAAAAGUGGAGAUCGUACUUUGGAGAGAGCAACCGUGACAACCCUGCGAAUCUGAACAUGAGCGCCACUCUACGGACUCAAAUAACCACAAGCCGUCCGCCUAACGCCCAAGAAGGCUUGACGGACUGGACUUCACAAGGACAGCUGAACGUGGCGGAGCGGCUACAGAAUCAUGCUGAGUGGCUUCGCAACUUCCGGCGCGAAAUGGGACUGGGCCCAGGCACACCGAACAGAAGCACCACCACUUCCGCUUUAUUCACACAGUCCACCACGAUUAACAACAACCAAGGAGCCAAUCAGAUGUGGCAGGAUCCGUCACGUGGUCACGCAAUGUCCCAUAGGCCUUUGCGCUUUGAGCUAGGCAAGAACAAUGAGAUCAGAUACGUAUGACAAGCAAAAAUAGUUUUAUAUACUCAGAGACAGUAUUUAUUCAGAUUUUUAUAAUCUUGCACUUGUUUGAAUCUACAAAUAUGUUUUACUUGUAAAAAUGUGUAGGUUUUAGGAUUCUGUAUAUUAUUCGACUAAAAAUAGCAGGUGCGUAUGGUAUAGAUAAUGCUUACGUAAGUCUGUCUAUUCGUGAUAACAGAUAAAAUACAAAUAUUGAGUUGCAGUGAAAAUAGAGGAAUUGUGAUGUUUUCUUUUUAGAUUCUUGUUACAAGCACAGUUUAAUCCCUGUAGCACGAGUGGAAUUUAAAAUCUUCUAUAGGGUGUUUUAUUACAGAAGAGUGGUAAAUCAAAUAAACGUUCUUUUCUACUUGCUCAACAUUAUUUUAAAAACUAACGCAUAUCUUAUACAUUCUUUAUAUUGAAUACUGAUUGAAUCCAUUGAAUCCGCUUCAUUUUAACCUUGUACAUAAUGAUAAAUUCUAUUAGACUUCUGUCAAAUAAUAAAGUGAUCACUUGUA
Molecule: messenger RNA, 5164 nt
Organism: Nematostella vectensis (starlet sea anemone)
Lineage: Eukaryota; Metazoa; Cnidaria; Anthozoa; Actiniaria; Edwardsiidae
Product: centrosomal protein of 164 kDa
Exons: 33
Coding region: 162-4649 (1495 amino acids)
Molecular function (GO): protein binding
Source: RefSeq, a predicted model, not a curated record